This is a messenger RNA of Apus apus (common swift), 4533 nucleotides long. It is a transcript of the gene NAA30, whose product is annotated as N-alpha-acetyltransferase 30, NatC catalytic subunit. Lineage: Eukaryota; Metazoa; Chordata; Aves; Apodiformes; Apodidae. Bases 69 to 1313 code for a protein of 414 amino acids. The transcript has 5 exons. Gene Ontology annotation, molecular function: protein-N-terminal amino-acid acetyltransferase activity. Gene Ontology annotation, cellular component: NatC complex. Gene Ontology annotation, biological process: N-terminal peptidyl-methionine acetylation. The record is from RefSeq and is a predicted model, not a curated record.
UUGGCGGCGGGUGGCGGAGCGGCGGGCGGGCGCGGAGGAGGAGGAGGAGGAGGCGGCGGCGCGGGGAUAUGGCCGAGGUACCGCCGGGGCCUAGCAGCGUCCUCUCCCCGCAGGGGGACACGCUCUCCCCCUUCCCCGGAGGAGGAGGAGGAGGGGGGGCUGCUUCCUCCUGCUCCUCCUCUUCCACCUCCUCUGCUGCCGCCGCCGCCGCCUGCACCGGGGCCCAGGACGAGGAGGCCGAAGAGGAGGAGGAAGAGGAGGGACCCGCGGGUGGACAGGAACAGCAGCAGCGAGGAGGAGGAGGCAGCGACGGCGGCAAGGGGGGGCCGCAGCAGCAGCAGCACCGCCUCCACCACCACCACCACCAUCCCCCGCACCACAACCACCAGCUCAACGGCCUCAUCAGCCCCGAGCUGCGGCACCUGCGGGCCUCCCUCAAGAGCAAGAUCCUCAGCUCGGAGGCUGGGGCAGCCCCCGAAGUGCUGGAGAACAAGCGAGCCAGUAAAACAAUGGGCUCCGGACAGCAGCAGCAGCAGUCGUCGCCCCCGGCCGCAGCACCGUGCUCAUCCCCGCUUACCAACCACCUCCCUCCCCAGGGAAGGACUGCACCCUCUCCUCCUCCUUCUCCCCCAGCAGCAGCAACAGGGGACAGGAGCCAGCCUGCUGCUACAGCUACGACUGCUGCUAAGACUGCAGCCCGGAAUGGACUGGCAGGAGGGACUGGCUUGGAGGAGGAAGAGCAGGAGGAGGGGGAUGAAGGAGGGGAGGAGGAGGAGUCACUGCUGCUACUCUCCAGGUCCUUAGCAGCUUGCAGUUUGAAAGGCUCGGGAACGGACUCUCAGCCCGAGGAGGACCUAACGAUACGAUACGUCCGCUAUGAGUCAGAGCUGCAGAUGCCCGAUAUCAUGAGACUGAUCACCAAAGAUCUGUCUGAACCCUACUCCAUUUACACAUAUAGGUAUUUUAUCCACAACUGGCCACAACUUUGCUUUUUGGCCAUGGUAGGUGAGGAGUGUGUAGGUGCCAUCGUCUGCAAGCUGGAUAUGCACAAAAAGAUGUUCCGCAGAGGUUAUAUAGCCAUGUUAGCAGUGGAUUCCAAAUACAGAAGAAAAGGAAUUGGUACAAACUUGGUUAAGAAAGCUAUUUAUGCUAUGGUUGAAGGAGAUUGUGAUGAGGUUGUAUUGGAAACAGAAAUCACAAAUAAGUCUGCUUUGAAACUUUAUGAAAACCUUGGGUUUGUGCGAGACAAGAGGCUGUUCAGAUACUAUUUAAAUGGAGUUGAUGCACUGCGUCUGAAACUAUGGCUGCGUUAAGAGGAACCAUCCCAUCCAGCAACUGACGUCCCAGCAACGCAGAGUUGUCCUUUGCGUGCAAUGCAAUUUGUCCAGAAUUGCUUUUGCAGGUGGACUUGGGUCAUUUCCAUGCAGCUCUUUCUGUCAGUGUCUCAUUGAGUGUCGCACACGUUUGUUGCACUUUGGCAUGGCGCGUUUGUUUGAGAAUUAAAGCCGGUUGUUGCAAACUUCGAGUCGUUUUGGUACCAGGAGGAUGUGCCAGUUGAUAGCCAAGAUAUUGUUCAUUCAUUUGCAAGUCUACUGACUGUAUCACAUACACAGUGAACAUUUUAUCAAAGAACCUGUCUGUGGAACAAUGCUUUUGGUUCCAGGAAAAACAACAACAACAACAGAAGCCAAUGUAGAUUGUAAAAUUCUAUAAGUAUACUAACAUUUCAUACAAAAAUUGCCAUAGUUUUCUGGAAAAAAAAAACCACAAAAAAAAAAAAAAAGAGGCUUCAAUUUUAGGUUUUAUUUUUCAAUAUUGAAUUUUUCCAUUCUUAAAUAUUGGUACCUCAGUGAUUAGUGAAUGAAAAAAUGUAUUGUAGGGUGGGGUGUGUGUUACAAUGAGUAACAGUAACAGUUAAAUUGCGUCUGCCAGUGCCUGUAUAGAUAAGUAUAUUUGUCUUCACCUCUAAGUUGGGAGUGCAUGCUUUUAUUCUUUUACUUUCUUCAAUUGUCUUUGCAAGAAAAUUUUUGCUUUUAUUUAAAUUCUGGAUUUGAUAAUAAAUUAUUUCAGAUUUUUAUCAUUUGGAUACUUCUCCCAAGCGAGGGUUUGGAAGGCCCUUCUUUUCUUAGAGCAAGAAGUGUAAGCUAUUUUGGAAACCUUGAGUAGCUGCUAAAAGAGAACCUGAUGUCACCAGUAAAUCUCUGCUGGUUUUGGAUGCACUUUUUUUCAUUAAAAGAGUGAGGGACUUUUAAAAGAAGAUGUAGGCAAUUAGUGUAAAUUGGUAUGAUUUUUAUUUAAUCAAAAUUAUUGCUAGAAGCUCUGAAAAAAAACAGCUAUUUAAAGAUAGUUGGAACAAUUUUUCAGAUUCAGAUUGCUUUGCUUCAGUGUUCUAAAAUGCAUCAAUCUUUGGUUCUUGGUCUUGGAAAUAAAUUUCAAGGUGUAUUGUAUCCAUUUUUAGCUGCUCUCAUUUUCUCUAAACUUACAUGAGCUAAAUUACUGGGGGAUUUUUUUUUCCCCUCUAAAAUCAAAGCAGUGGGGAAGGACUUUUCUCUCUCUUUCUUGCAUUUGCUCUUGCUCUGUUUCUCUUUUUUUUUUUUUUGUCCUUUCUUUAAUUGGGCUUACAUAAGUUUUUACCAGUACCCAUCCAUUUUUUCAGUAAUGACAGUGUCUAGGCUUUCUCGUUUCGUGUGAUUCUAUAGCCCAGUUCUAUGAAUCAGUUGGGUUUGUUUCCUUUUUUUCAAUUUGGGAAAUAAAAAGGUAUUAGUUGACUUGUGGCAGCACCUCUGUAAUCUGUGAAAAGGACAAACUCAGUGAAUCUGCUCUUCUGUAGUUGAGCAUACUCUUCAGAUUUGCCUUACUAUACUUUUUUUUUUUUUUAGGGUUUGGUUUGAGUCAUGGCUUUUGUUUUUUGUUGGGUUUUUGUUUUGUUGGUUCUUGUUUUGCUAAUCACUGUACAUUCAAAACCAAACCCAACAAAACCCCUACAUCCAGUAACAUUUGGAAAAGAGUCCCUGUGCAAACUGGAUUUCAAGGAAAGCCUUAUUUUGCACAGAUCAAUCACACGUGGUGAUGAACGUUUCUUACUGUGUACAAAUUAUGGGUUGUGUUUGAAGAAUAAAGGUUUUUACUGUAGAUUGGCCCUGCUGAGUUUUCUGCCUGUAGACACCAUUUGUGCUUUUGAGGGGCUUUGUCCCCCUCAGUAAAGAAAACUCACUUUAAAAAUGGUGCCCGAGGCUGUUACUCACAGAACCUGUUGGAGUUCAGCGUAGAGCCUGAACGUUGCCACCACUGCCUUGUGAUGUGUCUAAACCUUUUUGUUACCCUGAUCCCUCAGGUUUGCCACUUUUUCUGGGCAGCUUUUCAGGAGGUUUCAUUCAGAAUUAAGGCUUAAAUGUUGGGAAUGUUAAAUAAAUCGAAACAGAUUUUUCUCACCCACAUUCCGGUGGUCCAGGACGUAGUGACUGCUCUGGCUUGCUUGAACUAAGGGGGCAGAUCAGGGAGGUUCUGUACCUUGUUAGCAGCUGUCAAACUUGUAUCACAAACUGCAAACUAGGCUAUCUUGUGUGUCUGCUGAUCUUUAAAAACUGAAAAGCCAGACAGGCAAGUUUUCUGUUGGUUAAUAUUUAAGCUGUGGGUGUCUUCGGAUUCAGAAGCCGACUUAGAAAUUAGCCGAGAUCGCUUUUCACAAAGGCACUGCCAAAAUCAUCACUUGUGAGCAAACUUCAAAUACAAUUCUGUUUGUUUAUUGUAAGAAGUUGACGUUGCCAUGCAGGUUUUGAAGAUGCUGAGCAAAAUAGGUGCAUGUUUUUUUGGAAGAGGUUUUGAUAUUGCUGCUGUGUAACACAGUUCGCUGCAGGAGAUGCUGAAGCUGUAUGUGUUGGUCCAUAACGAAAGGAAACAGAUUUGUUCUCUGUGUUGCUUGGGAUUUGAGUAUCAAAUGGGCAGUCACAAAUUUGCAAAGGGAUGAAAAUAGGUUUUUCAAAAGAAAUCGAGCCAUGAAAAGUUGGUUGUUUCUCAUGUCUGUUGCUAAAACACAGUCCUCUUUCCCCUUUACCUUUUGCAUUGACAAAUCUAAGGAGAUGAUCACUUCUGUGUUUAAAUUUGCCCAAGUGUUGCCAUUGGCUGACGUGUCAGUAUGGAUGUUUGCAUUAUAUUGUUUUUUUAUUUUAAGAAAUGAUCAGGUUUAUCACCUUCCAGAGAAGUAGGCAUAGUCUGGUGGGCAUUGCAUAGUGCACCACACACUGUUUUUCAGGGCACUGCAAGACAUUGCUGAAACUGAGUGCUGUUGUUAAAAAAGAAAUGUCAGGUUCUUGUAUAAACAUUGCAACCUGUAUUGGAGUUCAGGUAUCAGGUGGGCAUCUAUGAAAAUAUCAAGUGUAUCUCAAAAUACUGGACUGCUGUUUUGAGUGGAUUAUAUUCUUCUGUCCCUUUAUCCUUUUUGAUGAGAACAAAAGCAGUGGGGUUAUGAAAUGUACAAGCUGUCUAAAUACAAUGCAGUCAAAUAAAUGGUUAAGUUGUUUAUUUCCUUUUGAA